This is a messenger RNA of Alternaria arbusti, 2067 nucleotides long. RefSeq lists its product as uncharacterized. NCBI's taxonomy places the organism in Eukaryota, Fungi, Ascomycota, Dothideomycetes, Pleosporales, Pleosporaceae. Gene Ontology annotation, molecular function: hydrolase activity, hydrolyzing O-glycosyl compounds. Gene Ontology annotation, biological process: carbohydrate metabolic process. The record is from RefSeq and is a predicted model, not a curated record. The transcript has a single exon. Bases 1 to 2067 code for a protein of 688 amino acids.
AUGCCACCCGCAGCCCCACCUUCCUACCCCCGUCCCGACUUCCUUCGCGAGGAUCUAACAUGGACGCCCCUCAACGGCCCAUGGUCAUUCCUUUUUGAUGACAACGACGUUGGCUUGACCCAAGGAUGGCAUUUAACCUCUCUCCCGGACAGGAUCACCGUGAACCCCACCAACACCAAUAGCGCCGAGAACACCGAAGCGCACAGCAUCACAGCCAAGAUAGCCGCCGGAACCCAAGAGCUGCUACAAGGUAAUGCGUUCAAGAAUGAACAUACUGUACAUGAGAAGAGAAACAUUCAGGUUCCUUACGUGUUCCAAUGUCCGGCCUCCGGCAUCGAGGAGACGGGCGUGCAUGAGGUGCUGUGGUACGAGAGGGUCAUUGCAGACCCGAGAGCCAUGGAAGAGAAGGCAGCUGGAAACCGUGUGGUGCUAAGAUUCGGUGCCGUCGACUACGAAGCUAAGAUCUGGCUUAAUGGGCGCUUCUUUGGUGGCCAUCGCGGUGGACAUGUGCCUUUUGACAUCGAUGUCACGGAUGCUUUCACGGAAGAGAAGGCUCAACGACUCACCAUCCGCGUAUUUGAUUCUGCGCAUGAUCUGACACAACCGCGAGGAAAGCAGUACUGGAAGGCCCAGCCAGAGAGCAUCUUUUACACACCCAGUGGCGGUAUCUGGCAAAGCGUGUGGCUCGAGUCAGUGCCUGUUGUGGCGAUUGGAGAUGCAAGCGCGGGCACGCUAUUCAAGAGCAAUGAUAUCGAGAGCGGCAAGCUGGUAGCUAGCAUCAAGAUUAUUGGAAGGCCUGCUGGACAUGCAUACAGUGUAGAGCUCGAAGCCAGCCUGGCAGGCGUGCCCGUCAGCAAGACAGAGAAGGUUGCUCUUCCACGAGACUCCGACACCGUAUCGUUGAGCACCAACAUGCGACUGUCUGACUCCCAGAUUUCGCAGUUGCCUGCAAGCCUAACAUCUACUGCUCCAACUUCCGACCCGUCAGCAUGGCUCAACAACCUAGCUCUCUGGUCUCCCGAGCACCCCACUCUAUACGAUCUGACUAUCCGUCUCUACGAUAAUGAAGACAAGGUCAUCGACCAAGUCCACACAACAACCGGAAUGCGUUCCCUCCACUGGGAUAACUCCACCUUCCGACUCAACAACCGUCCAUACUUCCAAGCGCUCUUCCUAGACCAAGGCUACUGGCCUGAAACCUUCAUGACACCUCCAUCUUCCGACGCAUUGAAGCUGGACAUUGAGUUGACCAAGAAGAUGGGCUUCAACGGAUGCCGCAAGCACCAGAAGGUCGAAGACCCACUAUUCCACUACUGGGCCGAUCGACUCGGACUACUAGUCUGGGGUGAAAUGGCAAACGCAUACGCGUUCUCCGAGGCGUAUGUAGAGCGAAUGGAUCAAGAAUGGCGAGAAGCGGUCUUGCGUGAUCGCAACCACCCUUGUGUCGUUGCUUGGACGCCAGUCAAUGAGUCCUGGGCGUACACCGAUCUGCAUACGAGCAAGCAGCAGAGAGACCACAUCAGGAGCUUGUACUAUGCGACCAAAGUGCUGGAUUCGACAAGACCCAUCAACGACAACUGUGGCUGGGAACACGUCAUCACUGACCUGACAACGUUCCAUGACUACGCCGACGCAGAUGAACUGACAAAGACUUGCUCGACAUUGGACGGUAUCAUGAAGAAGCAGUCGAACCGACCAACCUUCCUUGCACCCAUCGAGAGCUUGUCGGAUCCUGGGUCGAAACAUACUCCUGGUGCACCUGUUAUCUGCACAGAGUUUGGCGGUGUCAACAUUGCGCGAUCGGCUGCGGGUGAAGAGGAUAGGAAGAGGGACUGGGGUUACACCACUGCUACUGAUCCCAAGGACUUGCUAAAGCGCAUCGAAAAGAUGAUGGACGGAAUUGUAGACGGAGGGCAUUGCUGUGGGUUCGUGUAUACGCAGCUUACAGACAUUGAGCAAGAGGUGAACGGAGUAUACACACCGGACCGGAAAGAAAAGUUAGAUGCCGCUGAGGUGAGGAAAGUGGUUGAGCGCGUCAUUGAGAAGUACGCGCAAAUGCAUAAGUAG